Trichoplax adhaerens is the source of this 708-nucleotide messenger RNA. RefSeq lists its product as uncharacterized. The transcript has 8 exons. The record is from RefSeq and is a predicted model, not a curated record. Gene Ontology annotation, cellular component: membrane. The coding region runs from base 1 to 708 and encodes 235 amino acids. NCBI's taxonomy places the organism in Eukaryota, Metazoa, Placozoa, Uniplacotomia, Trichoplacea, Trichoplacidae.
AUGGCUGUCGAAUUAAACAGUGUUACCCAGAUCAGCGAAGAAUUUCAAGAUCUAACCAAAGAGUUCGCUCGUUUAGAGGACGAUCAAUAUGUUGAAUACACCAAGAAGGCUGAAGAUCUCCACAACGUCCAAGGCAAAUGCAAGCAUGUUAUUGAUCAUCAAAACAAGCGAUUAAGAACGAUACAAUCAUCCAUGAGAAAGCUGCAAAAAAAUGAUCUAUCUCCGGAAGAAAGAAACAUUUGCGAUAAAAUUAAAUCUGAUAUUAAAGAAAGGCAGCAAAAACUUUCCGAGAUACAAUUAAAUUUGCCAAAAACAAACAGUUUGCUACUGAGAUUGAUAUUGGGCCAGGUUAACUUGACACUACUUAGUGAAACAGAAAGGUUCGACUAUAAAGAUGAAUAUGAAACAUUCAAAUUAAACAUUACCACGUUAUCGUUGGCCUUAACUUGUAUCAACCUACUAGUUAGUAACGUUAUCCUGGAUCAUUUAUUUCAUUUUGUAUUGGUUUGGUACUAUUGCACAGUCACUAUCAGGGAGCAUAUUUUACGUCUUAACGGCUCAAGAAUCAAAGGAUGGUGGAUUAUUCAUCAUUACUUUUCUGCAAUUUUAUCAUGUAUUCUUUUAGUAAGCCCGAUUAAUCAACGUUACUACGCCUUCAGAGAAACGUUUAAUUAUUCAUCAUUGUUUCAAGGUCUAUCUUACAUAUAA